This is a messenger RNA of Colletotrichum navitas, 2078 nucleotides long. RefSeq lists its product as uncharacterized. The transcript is spliced from 2 exons. The record is from RefSeq and is a predicted model, not a curated record. Lineage: Eukaryota; Fungi; Ascomycota; Sordariomycetes; Glomerellales; Glomerellaceae. Bases 468 to 1847 code for a protein of 459 amino acids.
CCUCUCUAAGCCUGGCAAAAGGUGGUGCAUGCCUAUGAUCCAAGCAUCUUUGCGACGCAACUCCCCAACCAGCCAGCGUCAGCCUCUAUCGUCUGCUACCCGUCACACCCCCGAAGCCCGGAGGAUUAUUACACCCCUCCCCCCUCCCUCUUCCCUCUUCCCUCAUGGCCUCAGUUCCGACCUAAAUUGCACCUCGUCGCCCGGUUCUUCCUCAGGGCCGGUCCCUCCUCCCUGUUGAUUUGCUUCUGCCUAUUCCUGGCCUAUUAUUCUACACAUUUCCCAUCUCUUGCUCUUGUCUCAUUUUGUGCCUUACACUAUCCUUGAUCUUGUGAAGAGCCAAACAUCUCCGAACCUAGUUGCGUAUAACAACACUUCUAUCCAAGUUGCUCCUUGGACGGAUCAAAAGAAGAUUGAGUAGGGACCGACCAGGGCAUACAAGUGGGCAAGCAGCCCUCCCGACCUUCAGGAUGUUGCUUAGCGACGGUUUCAUGCGCCUGCCGCCCACCACGGCCGUUCUGCUUCUCAGCAGUAUCUUCACCCUCACCGAGGCCGGCGCCCUCCCCCCUCAGACACAAGCGCAGAUUGCUCUCCGGACGUUGGAUGUUCGCAGUUGGCCGCUGGCUACCCCGGCGCCAUGGCUCGGCAUGAUGAGGAGGCAGGACGACAGCACCAACACCGUUUGCGGCUACAUCAGCGCCGACCCUAACCUCCCGGCAACAUGCUCCGCCGGAUCUCAUUGCGCCAUGGACGCCUCCGCCUCCGCCGUCGGCUGCUGCCCGAACGGCGUCGCCUGCUCGACCGGCAUUUACACCAGCUGCGUGGACGGCAGCAGCCCGACCCAAACAGCAUCUGACCCUUACAUCUUUACAUGCCAGGGAUCUAACGUGUGCUACCGUAACACCUAUGAUGGAGGCGCCUACCAGUAUGGAUGCGGUACGUCCAGCCAGGGCGCAACCGUAUUCGCCACUGCUUCGGGUCUCAGCACGACUGUCGCAAUCACCCAGGUCACGCUCGUCACGAGACAGGAGACUUCUUCGUCGUCGUCGUCGUCGUCGUUGUCAUCGACCAGCUCUUCCCGCUCGAACACUUCUUCCUCGACAACCUCUACUACACUCUCGAGCUCGUCGAGUACCAGCUCCAGCUCUUCGACAACCUCCACCUCGAAAUCUUCCACAACGCACUCGGCAUCGGCCACCAAAGCCCAAAGCUCACCCUCCGGCGCCGCCGUCCCGCCGCCCGGCGCGGUCGAGGCAGCAAACAGACGCCACGGCGCUACUAUCGGCGGGGCCAUCGCUGGCGCUGCCGUCUUUGUGGCUAUUGUGUCGGGGGCUCUAUGGAUGUGCAAGCGCAAUCGCCGCCGCAACCAACGCCUCGGACCCGGUGCCGGAAAGGGCCCGUCAUUUGUCCCGGAGCCCAACUCGAAGGAAUUUGCUCCCGUUGCCGGCGGCGGUGAGAUGAUGUUUGACCAGGCAGGCUACGGCCACCCGGCCAUGAUGCCCGGCGCCCACGGAACGACAACCUCCAUCUCAGGAGGCCAAGCCGCCGGCACGCCGCCGCACGCCGGACCCGGGGGCUACAACCCGGCCCACGGCGCGUCCCACCCCACCGGCGAAGGUGCCCCGCUAACGCAAUCGAACGAGGCCGAAGAGUUCGCGCGCGGCUACAACGACGCCGCCUUCCCCGCGCGCGAGGAAUACCGCGCGACGAGCUCGGGGAGCAGCACCGUCGGGAAACCCUACAGCAGCGGCACCGGGGCGGAUUCGGCACAACAGCAGGCCGAAGGAGCUGACAGCAAGCCGCUGUGGCAGCAGACCCGCAGACAGAGCCGUAACAUGGUGUGGAGGUGAGGCGGAGUAGUUUACUUGCUCGUGGGUGUUGGCGGAGGCUUUCGCAUGAGCCUGGGAUCAUGCUUGGUGUUUAGGAGUUGGAGUAGAUUAUUCACAUUAACGCAUACGAUGGCGGCCGUGUGAUCAUACGGCCUGUGGUUAGAUUGGAGUCGGACCGCUCCUGAUGAGGUACACAAUCUGUACGCGACAUAUAAUAUUUCCCCAUCUGUUACCCUCUUGGACGCACAGUAU